UCCGUGGUGUUGUCAUUAAGGGCUGUAAAAGUUCUGUUUAUACGAAUGGCGAACAAAUCAUCGAGAAACACACCAAAACUCCCAGCUGCCACGGUUCGCCUGACUGUAGAUCUGAUCGCCAGAUCUAACAGUCACCUUAAAAGCAAAAGAAAUGUUCCAGUCCAACAUUAUCUCAAGAAAUUGACACAUCUCAAUUUUUCAAACAAGAACAUCGAUGAUAUCGAUGACCUUUCCAUGUGCAGAAACCUCACAGUUCUGUACUUGUAUGACAAUCAAAUUACACACAUCUGCAACCUGAAUUUUGCUUCCAAUCUUACACAUUUGUACUUGCAAAACAACAAGAUCACUCACAUAGAGAACUUGUCCUGUUUGAAGAAGCUCUCCAAAUUGUUUCUGGGGGGCAACAGCAUUACGCUGGUCGAGGGUUUGGAGCAAUUGGGAGCGCUAAAGGAGCUGCACAUCGAAGGCCAGAGACUCCCACUAGGAGAGAAGCUGCUCUUUGACCCUCGUACUGUCCAAAGCCUGUCGGAGUCAUUAUGUGUUUUGAAUAUUAACAACAACAACAUUGAUGAGAUACUGGAUCUGGCCGUUCUCAACAAACUGACACAUUUAUAUGCUGCAGACAACCAAUUCGUGGACGUACAGGAACUGGAGAUGGUGUUUAGCCAGUGGCCUCAACUGUAUCAUAUGGAUUUGCGUGGAAAUCCUGUCUGUCAUAAACCCAAAUACAGAGACAGACUAAUAACUGUUUGCAAAAUGCUAGAGGAACUUGAUGGGAAGGAGAUAACCGAGAUGUCUCGGCAGUUCUUAAUCAACUGGAAAGCCUCAAAAGACGUUAAGAAGAAAAUAACAGAUGGUAGAAUCAUAACGGGACAAAUUUCACAUCCCUUUUCUGCUGACUUUCACUUGGGCCCCCAACAUCCCUUUGCCUGUAACUCUGCUGGCUUUCUGGGGAAGAGAAAGCCGCUCUGGUUUGGGAGACCCACCAUAAAAAUGAGGUCAGGCGCAGUGCGGACAGACUGCGGAGACGUAAGUAUGAAGAAUCAUGAAGACCCCCGGAGCACAGGACUAAUUACAGAUCUUCAAGAGAUGAAAGUUCAGAAUCACAUGGCUCUCUGAGCAUCCUCUUGAAGAAACUUUGUGGACCUCUUAGACAUUUCCCAUGGCCCGCACCCCACACACAGACGGUUCAUCACGAGUGCAUGUGGAAUGGAUCUGAGUGCUCACAGAAAGAUCAAGUCCACAGUAAUUGUCUGUCAUAAUGUCAGAAUGCCACUUUCAGAGUUGUAACACACUGACAGCAAGCACUCUGUUGCACUUUGUUCUAUACACUCACACACUGCCUCUGUCUUCGAUCAGUUUAUUGACAGCUAUUUGAUCAAGUGAUGCCUGUAAGAAUUUCUGUUUUUAUCACAUUCCAGUGAGCUUUAUCUUCAAGCCUUGUUUUAGUUUACUAUUUGUUGAACAUCAGAACUUCCUGUC
This is a messenger RNA of Neoarius graeffei (lesser salmon catfish), 1482 nucleotides long. It is a transcript of the gene ppp1r42, whose product is annotated as protein phosphatase 1, regulatory subunit 42. Bases 46 to 1119 code for a protein of 357 amino acids. The transcript is spliced from 9 exons. Gene Ontology annotation, molecular function: protein binding. The record is from RefSeq and is a predicted model, not a curated record. NCBI's taxonomy places the organism in Eukaryota, Metazoa, Chordata, Actinopteri, Siluriformes, Ariidae.